UUAGCUUUUAGCUUCUAAUCUGUUCGAUACUUUUAGCUAACAUUUUACCCUCUUAAGAUUUUAGUUAGCCUGUAGUUAGCUUUUAGCUUCUAGUUUGUUUUUUGGUACUUUUAGCUGGUGUUUUCCUGUUUUUAACUAAUUUUUCUUUUUAUUUUAACUUCAGCAGUCCUUCAUGACUCUGUGUUUUCGCUGUAUUUUUGCAGAAAGUGUAUUUUUAUCAUUAUUCUGGGUGCAGUUAGGCAGCUCUCUGUCGCCCUCUAGCUGCGGUACUCCUGGGACUCCAAGCUGAUGCGGGGUUUGAUGGCGUCGGUCAGCGAGACGCCGGAGAUCGUCCUGGCCAGGGAGAAUGCCAAGAAGAUCAGCGACGUCCAGUACAGAGAGGAAGUGGGUCAUGGUACCGCCAUCAAGGACACACCUGAAAUGGAGCGCGUCCGGCGGAACCAGGAGAACAUCAGCUCGGUGAAGUACAAGCAGAGCCCGGUGAAGCCCACCUGUGUUGGAGUGACUCCAGAGGUGGAGCGGGUCAAACAGAACCAGCAGAACAUCAGCUCGGUGAAGUACCAGCGUGGUUUGCAGGAGCUGAGGGGGCGGAGCUGCACGGAGCUGGACACACCUGAGUACAGGCGGGUCAGGAGGACCCAGGACUCGGUCUCCAUGGCCAAAUACCACGAGGACUUUGAGCGGACGCGCGGCCGAGGCUUCACUCCAGGAUUGGACGACCCKGGCAUGGAGCGCUACCAGAGAGCCAAUCAGAUGAUAGGAGAGGCGGGCUACAGCAAAGGGAUCCACCCCCAGGCAGUGGAGCUGGACAGAAGACCAGGAGGCAUCAUCGUAGAUCUGAAGGUUUGGAGGACAGAUCCAGGCUCCAUCUUUGACUUUGACCCUGUGGAGGACAACAUUCAGUCCAAAAGUCUCCGCAGGAUGUCCGAGCGAGCGGACCUCAGGCUGAGCGGGCAGCAGUCUCAGUCUGUCAGCUCCUUGACCUCUGACCUGUGGGACCACAGCAGCACCGACACCUCUGCUCCCGUCCUGCCCGGAGCGUACCACCAUCAUCAUCAUCAUCAGGGCGUCCCGAUGCAGCAGCAGCAGCAGUAUCACGGCUACAUGCAUCAGACCAGCAUGUCGUCUGUCAGAUCUGUCACCUCGCCGCCACACUCCGCCUCCACCCGGGUUUACCGAGCGCUCUACGACUACGCGGCUCAGGACCACGACGAGGUGUCCUUCAGGGACGGCGACGUCAUCGUCAACGCUCAGUCCAUCGACGAGGGCUGGAUGUACGGCACCGUGCAGAGAACCGGCAAGUCCGGGAUGCUGCCGGCCAACUACGUGGAGUGCUGCAACUGAGGAGACGAGACCUGGAGGGAGGGGUCGGGUCAGCGUCAGCCCGGCAGACGUUAAGYUGUUCGGCACAUUCCACUUCCUGUUUCUUUCAAAUAAUCUCCAGGUUUGAAGCUGUUUAAACUCUCGGAGCCCAGACCACGGCCCCCCCACCGCCGUGCCCCACAGUCCUGCUGUCCAACACUUCAUCUGAAACAGAUAAAACUGGAGAUUCUUUCAAAGAAACAGGAUUUGUUUUCUUCUACAAACUGUGUGAAAUGCAGCGAACAUCACAGACGCCGGGUUUGUUCAGGGGGAGGAGCUUAAAUCUCAGUAAUUACAUGUUUAAUCCUCAGUAACAAUCUGAAUCAGGUGAUUCUGUUUGAAGUCAAAGUCUGGUGAUAUUUAAACAUUUAUUAUCUAAAUGCUGCACAUUAAAAAAAAA
Molecule: messenger RNA, 1762 nt
Organism: Austrofundulus limnaeus
Lineage: Eukaryota; Metazoa; Chordata; Actinopteri; Cyprinodontiformes; Rivulidae
Gene: nebl
Product: nebulette
Exons: 9
Coding region: 289-1344 (351 amino acids)
Biological process (GO): cardiac muscle thin filament assembly
Cellular component (GO): Z disc; focal adhesion
Molecular function (GO): actin filament binding
Source: RefSeq, a predicted model, not a curated record